Messenger RNA from Ostertagia ostertagi, 306 nucleotides. The record is from the annotation of a GenBank genome assembly. Lineage: Eukaryota; Metazoa; Nematoda; Chromadorea; Rhabditida; Trichostrongylidae.
AUGCGUUCAAUAACGCUUCUGCUGGUCUUCAUAACUAUUGUUGUGUCCGGUGGACGGUUUCCGGAUCCACCCGUUUUUGCAGCUCCACAACAUUACCCAAGUAUUUGUUACCUGCCGCCAGACUCUGGGCUGUGUUCGCAAAAUCCUUCCUCAACCGAGGAGUCUUCAGAUCUUUUGACGAGGUACUACUUCGAUGUCACCACUGAUCAGUGCUAUCCCUUUGGUGUGCAAAACUGCGGAGGCAACGAGAAUCGUUUCAAAUCACGAGCCGAAUGUCAGAAUUUUUGCCGCUUAGACAACAAGUAG